GCAUCUAUAAUUGAUUAGAAAAGUAUAAAUUGUUUAAUUUAAAUCAAACUGACAUCAGUUGCAGCAGAAAUUCACAAAGCAUUAAACUAAAUAUGAAUAAAUACUUAAUAUCAUGUCUCGCCUUAAUGGUGGGCGUAAUAGCAGUGAACGGAUAUGGCACUGGAGGUGGCGGUGGUAGUCACGGUGGUGGAUCUGGUAGUGGAUUUGGUGGUGGUGGUGGAAGUGGCUUAGGUGGAGGUCACGGUGGUGGAUUAGGUGGAGGACCUGGUGGUCAUGGUGGUGGAGGUGGAAUUGGUGGCGGCCCAGGAGGUAUUGGUGGCGGACCAGGUGGUUUUGGUGGCGGCCCAGGGGGUAUUGGAGGUGGUCAUGGCGGCGGCCAUGGUGGCGGCCUUGGCGGUGGUUCUGGUCUCGGUGGUGGUGGUGGUGGCGGUGGGCCUGGUCUUGGUGGUGGUCAUGGUGGCGGUCUCGGUGGCGGUUCUGGCGGACACGGUGGCGGAAUAGGUGGUGGUCCUGGCGGAAUUGGAGGUGGUUCCGAUGGAUUCGGACCAGGUGGUGGUCAUGGUGGUGGUGGUGGUAGUGGAAUUGGUGGUGGAUCUGGCGGUUUCGGCCCAGGUGGUGGUCAUGGUGGACACGGUGGCGGUAUUGGUGGUGGACCUGGUGGAUUUGGUGGUGGCCCAGGUGGUUUUGAUGGACCUGGUAAUUCAAUCGGUGGAGGUCCUGGAGGCAUAGGUGGUGGUGGUCAUGGAGGCCAUGGUGGACAUGGUGGUGGCGGAUACAAAAAGAAGGGCUACUAAAAAGUGUGUUUAUUUACCUAAUAUAAUUCUGUGAUGCUUGUUUAAACUAAAAAUAAUUCUAUAAAUAGUAUUUUUGUUUAAUAGAAUUUUAAUAAAA
Teleopsis dalmanni is the source of this 891-nucleotide messenger RNA. RefSeq names its product acanthoscurrin-2-like. The transcript has 2 exons. The coding region runs from base 93 to 794 and encodes 233 amino acids. The record is from RefSeq and is a predicted model, not a curated record. NCBI's taxonomy places the organism in Eukaryota, Metazoa, Arthropoda, Insecta, Diptera, Diopsidae.